UCCGGUUGGCUUUGCUUCCCUCUGUGCUGCUUUGAGGUGCUAGAGAAAGCCAUCAUGGCUGAUCUGGUGGAGAACGUGUCUCUUCCCCUCAGCCAGGAGUCUUUCGAGGACCUGUGGAAAAUGAAUUUGAACCUGAUGUAAGAAACUGUGCAGUAUGACAAUGGAAUUAAUCAGAUACUGAAAUGUUAUGUUUCCUCCUCCUAGUGUUUCUGCCUCUUAAGUUUUGUCUCCAUCCUCAGGGUUAUGACCAUCUGUGAUGUGUAGACAUAAGCUAGGCAGCGGUUGCUAUCACCAUCAGCUCCAAAGUUUUGACAUUCUCAACGUUUGUAAUAUGGCAUGAUCAAUGCCUGCAUUUGGUUGUUUUCUAAGUUUAAAGUCUCUCUCUCUCUCUCUCUCAUAUAUAUAUCAGGGAAGUUCAACCACCUGUAACCGAGGCUUGGGUGGAAUAUGAUAAUGUACGUUUCACUGCAGCAAGUAAUUUUUCCUCAUAUGUGCAUGUUAUUUCUGUGUAAUAUUUAGUGAGUUAUUUUUAUGUUGUCAAAUGUUUAAUGUUGUCUCAAGUUACAAUUGGGUUGUUGCCGGAAACAAAUGUUGGUCUCCCCAUUGCAGUGCACUAUUUACCUAACCUUUGUAGGAAACUCUUGCUCUGAUACCAUUCGUUGUAUUAAGAAAAACAUAUUUCUCUUACAUGCAGUUCAUGAUGGAGGCCCCUCUCCAGGGGGAGUUUGAUCAGAGUCUGUUUGAGGUGUCUGCACCCCAGCCCUCCAUCUCUACCCUGGACACUGGCUCUCCACCUACCUCCACCGUACCAACCACGUCUGACUACCCCGGGGCCCUGGGGUUCCAGCUACGUUUCCUCCAGUCCAGCACAGCCAAGUCCGUCACUUGCACAGUGAGUCUAAGGGAUUUGACACACUCAUGCACAAGCAAACACACACCUAUGUAAUUAGGGCCUUUUCCAAUUUCAGGUAAAAAAAUAAAAAUGGUAUAUGCCAUUUAGCAGACGCUUUUAUCCAAAGCGACUUACAGUCAUGCGUGCAUACAUUUUUGUGUAUGGGUGGUCCCGGGGAUCGAACCCACUACCUUGGCGUUACAAGCGCCGUGCUCUACCAGCUGAGCUACAGAGGACCACUCACAAUCACACUUUUUCAUAGAAAACAACAUUGGUCCACAACAAUGCUGAAACCACAUCAGGAGACCACUUUUGAUGUUUGGGAAAAAUAUUCUGUACUGCAUGUAUGUGGCAAAACAAAUGCCCACCUGAUUGAUAGGCAAUUCAUCAUGAUGUCAUUCUGCCAAGUAGGCCUACUUUGCAGUCAAUAUUUAAUUGGAACGUUUUUUUGGGAAAGCCUUUAGUUUCGGCAUUCUAACUGGUUACACAACACAAACAAGCGCAUUCCCUAGCCAUUACUUCUUCAGAAAGUUACAGGAAAUGAGAAUCACUGAUGCAUUAUUUUCAUGAGUUAUGAGAAACUAGUGCAGUUUAACUACUUUUCUAGGUCAAUACAUCUAACAAACUUUCUACUAAGUUCAAUACAUUUUUUAUAUUGUUUAAUUCCGUUUUAAUAUCAGAUUCCGUCCGCGUUUUCCGCAUCGCAGAUUUUAUAGGGCCCUAUGUAUACCACCCAUGAUGGCUGCUCAAUUAAACUCUUAUUCAUCAUUUAAAGUAGCCUAUGUGUAAAUAAAGUUUUUAAUCUAAAUUGCCAUAAUAUUUUCUAUAGCGUAUCAAUCACAUUAACUAUAGUUUUAAUGAAAUAUGAUUUUAUUUAAUGUAUGAUUUCUUAUAACUCUUAGUGGUGGGCAAUUCCACAGUAACAGAAUGAUGCUGUGACUCAGAUUUUUCACAAAGUAUGCCAAUGAAAAACCAUUGAUUGCAAAGUGAAACUAUGCACAAUCACUACUUUUAACAAUGUCCACUGACAUUUACAAAAAUCACAUUUACUCGAAGAACAGUGCAGAUGUAAAGUUUGGUAACAGAAUGGCGGCAAAAUCUCCCUCAGUUUGUGACCACGUUUUCCAAAAACUCAGUUAAGGGAUAGUGCGGGAUUUGAGCAAUUAAGCCCUUUAUCUACUUCCCCAGAGUCUGAUGAACUCAUGGAUGCCAUUUGUAUAUCUCUGCGUAUUGUAUGAGGUAGUUUCACGAGUCAAUGCUAACUAGCGUUAUCGCAGACAUAAAAUCUGACUCUGGGGAAGUUGCCAAAAUCCCAAACUAUCCUUUUUAAGAUUCAAAGAUGUCUGCAGAAAGAAUAGUGUGGGCUAUGAUAUAACACCUUGAGUUUGAAAAAAUCCAUUUUGGUUAUUGAAUUACAGUAAGUGAACUGGAUUAAUAACUGGUAACAAAAUGAUGGUAACAGAAUAACAUUAUGGGUCCAUGAUCUGUACUAUACAGAAAUCCAUAAUUAUGAAUGUCGUUCUCUUCAUGGUGAUGUAUCCUGAAUAUGUACACAAAGGUAGAAAAAUGUAAUAUCCUCCUUUGCAUGUUUGGGUAUUAUUCUACUACACACUGGAUAUUAUUCUAAUGAGCUCCGCCCCCAAACAAGACCAAAUUUGGUUGGACCAGACCAAAUCUGUACCAAUCGUAGACGUCUAUGUUUCACAAGGUUGGACAUCAGAGUACAGCAGAGUAGAGUUCAGUACAGAGUAAAGUUCAGUAAAGUACUCUAGUGUGCUCUACUGAACUGUACUAAACUGUACUGUAUUGUACUGACCUAUAAUCUACUGUGCUGUCCAAACGUCUAUGAUUGGUUCAGAUUUGGACUGAUAAAAUGUUAACUUAUUUUCAACGUCCAUGGACGUCAGUGCUCAGUGGGUGAGAGGGCUGAUACAGUAAAUGGAAAGAAAGGGGGCUCAUGGGUAGGUGUCAGUAUGAGCUGGGAGAGGUAACAUUAACUGGAGAUAGAGCGAGGGAGGGGUUGUCCAGAAUCCUUUUGGACCAUUUGACCACCACAUAACAGAAAGAGAAAGAAAACUGUUAUGAGUUGAACAUAACAGUCUGACAGUGGAAGGCAGGACAGUAGCAGGUGACCCAACUGUGGUUUGUGACUACUAUGAAUUCCCAAUUUUUCGGAGGGUCAUUCGUUACCCAUUUGGUAACAGAAUGACGCAUUUUCUAGUUACUUAAUAAAUCAUAAACCAAAUUAUCAGUAGAAACAAUAACUAAUUGGUAGGUCUACCUUUGUAUGUGUUACUUCUGUGAACUUCCAUUAUCCUCCCUCAUGAGGGAGAGAUUUGGAAAAUAUCUUGAAGAUAUGUGGGUUUUUGGUAACAGAAUGACGCAUUUUCUAGUUACUUAAUAAAUCAUAAACCAAAUUAUCAGUAGAAACAAUAACUAAUUGGUAGGUCUACCUUUGUAUGUGUUACUUCUGUGAACUUCCAUUAUCCUCCCUCAUGAGGGAGAGAUUUGAAAAUAUCUUGAAGAUAUGUGGGUUUUUGGUAACAGAAUGACAAGACACUAGGCAAUAUUUCUUAAACUUACAGAAGGCAAAUCAUUUAUAUUAGUUGGUACGGGUCUUUACUUCAACAUUAUUGUGUUCUGAUGUAUUUCUAAAACUCAUUUUCCAUCUGUUUGACCAGAAAUCAAAGCCUUUGCAUGCUUAUUCCAAAUUCUUACGAUGGGAAAUGGUUGAGAAAUGUAUAUAUGUAUAGACUCUUAGUUUUCAUUUGACACCAAAUUUGAUGUGCCCUUAUGAACUUCACGUUAAUGCUUAUGGGGCAUUUUACAUGGAAAUGCUCUGGUAUAGCACCAUAGUUUUUGUCAUUUUGAAUUGGUCAUUUUGAAUAUAACUAACAUUCCAUUCAACAUUGGUCACCAAGGUAGGCCUUUUCUUUUUUAAAUCGUCCUAGAUUCUAUUAAUAUGUUCGCAGACGAGUAUAUAGUCAAACGCAUCCAAUUAAGCAUCCUUUGAAUGGACAUAGUCAAUUACCUGGGCCACUGCAGAAAGUUAAAUAAGAUCCCGUCCAGUCCUCCUUUGUCUGUGCGGUGUAGCAGAAGGUUGCAAAGAGAGAGGGAACCUUGCCACACAAGAACAUGGCAGGGGAGGAUCAACCUAUUCUGUUGUCAUUGCAAAAUCAAUUGCUAGAUUUCACCCGAAUCUUUGAACAACUUGGCCCAUCAACAUGUUAGACAAGUCUCAUGGUGGCCCUUCUAUAGCUUGUCGAUUUUUAAGACAACUGAUUCACAAAGCAUUGUCCUAAGACAUGACGGGACAUGUCGUUGGUUUGUUUGUGAUUUCAACAAAUCUCUUCCAGUAAGGAUGGUGUUAACUAACAUGGCAUCUCCCCGCCCUGCGUCCUCCGCUUAGUUCGACUGCCGGUCAGUCGAACUUUCUCUUUUUACGCUCUUAUUCUUAAUUAUUAUCACCUUGAUAGCGUCUGUUUAUCACCUAUGUUUCAUUCAUGUUUUUGGGGAUGUGAUCGUGGUUUUCACACAUGUUAAUGUUGUGGUAUACACUGUCAUGACGUGCCCUCAUGGGUUGAGGAUCAAACAUGCCGACUAGGCAAAGGUUUGAACACCCCCUUUCCUGGGGACCAGUUUUAUGACCGGUCAUAAAUACCGUGCAGACUUUCUCUUCCUUGCCAUAAAGUAUUGGGAGAAAGGACCCCUUUGUUAACAAAGGAAGUCUUCCUGCCAAGACUCCAACAUCCAAAAGUGGAUAAUGAAACAAUAUUCCUAUUUAAAAGAAUGUGGGAAAUGGUUGGUGGGGACUUAAUUUCUACCAGACCAGGAAGCCCACGGCUUAAAAUGGUUGACACUCUACAAGACCAGCAGACGUGAAGCGUGAGCUAAAUGUUACAAAAUGGUUUAAAACUACAACUGUGUGUUUGUAUUGUGUUAUUAUUUAGUUAGUUAGUAAAUAAAUAAUUAAGCCAAUUUUGUGUAUUGCUGAUUCAUCAAUAAGGGUAGGGUUCUUGCAGGUUCAAGGAUUAUGCAACGUUCAGAAUGAGACUGAUAAGAGGUAAUUAUUUGAUAAGCGACUUAUCUAUAUAUAUAUGUAUGUGUGUGUGUAUAUAUAUAUAUAUAUAUAUAUAUAUAUAUAUAUAUACAUAUAUAUACACACAUACAGUGGGGAGAACAAGUAUUUGAUACACUGCCGAUUUUGCAUGUUUUCCUACUUAGACCUCUACAUGCUUUGUGUAAUUUUUUAUCAUAGGUACACUUCAACUGUGAGAGACGGAUUCUAAAACAAAAAUCCAGAAAAUCACAUUGUAUGAUUUUUAAGUAAUUAAUUUGCAUUUUAUUGCAUGACAUAAGUAUUUGAUACAUCAGAAAAGCAGAACUUAAUAUUUGGUACAGAAACCUUUGUUUGCAAUUACAGAGAUCAUACGUUUCCUGUAGGUCUUGACCAGGUUUGCACACACUGCAGCAGGGAUUUUGGCCUUCUCCAGAUCCUUCAGGUUUCGUGGCUGUUGCUGGGCAAUACGGACUUUCAGCUCCCUCCAAAGAUUUUCUAUUGGGUUCAGGUCUGGAGACUGGCUAGGCCACUCCAGGACCUUGAGAUGCUUCUUACGGAGCCACUCCUUAGUUGCCCUGGCUGUGUGUUUCGGGUCGUUGUCAUGCUGGAAGACCCAGCCACGACCCAUCUUCAAUGCUCUUACUGAGGGAAGGAGGUUGUUGGCCAAGAUCUCGCGAUACAUGGCCCCAUCCAUCCUCCCCUCAAUACGGUGCAGUCGUCCUGUCCCCUUUGCAGAAAAGCAUCCCCAAAGAAUGAUGUUUCCACCUCCAUGCUUCACGGUUAGGAUGGUGUUCUUGGGGUUUUACUCAUCCUGCUUCUUCCUCCAAACACGGCGAGUGGAGUUUAGACCAAAAAGCUCUAUUUUUGUCUCAUCAGACCACAUGACCUUCUCCCAUUCCUCCUCUGGAUCAUCCAGAUGGUCAUUGGCAAACUUCAGACGGGCCUGGACAUGCGCUGGCUUGAGCAGGGGGACCUUGCGUGCGCUGCAGUAUUUUAAUCCAUGACGGCAUAGUGUGUUACUAAUGGUUUUCUUUGAGACUGUGGUCCCAGCUCUCUUCAGGUCAUUGACCAGGUCCUGCCGUGUAGUUCUGGGCUGAUCCCUCACCUUCCUCAUGAUCAUUGAUGCCCCACGAGGUGAGAUCUUGCAUGGAGCCCCAGACCGAGGGUGAUUGACCGUCAUCUUGAACUUCUUCCAUUUUCUAAUAAUUGCGCCAACAGUUGUUGCCUUCUCACCAACCUGCAUGCCUAUUGUCCUGUAGCCCAUCCCAGCCUUGUGCAGGUCUACAAUUUUAUCCCUGAUGUCCUUACACAGCUCUCUGGUCUUGGCCAUUGUGGAGAGGUUGGAGUCUGUUUGAGUGUGUGGACAGGUGUCUUUUAUACAGGUAACGAGGUCAAACAGGUGCAGUUAAUAAAGGUAAUGAGUGGAGAACAGGAGGGCUUCUUAAAGAAAAACUAACAGGUCUCUGAGAGCCGGAAUUCUUACUGGUUGGUAGGUGAUCAAAUACUUAUGUCAUGCAAUAAAAUGCAAAUUAAUUACUUAAAUCAUACAAUGUGAUUUUCUGGAUUUUUGUUUUAGAUUCCGUCUCUCACAGUUGAAGUGUACCUAUGAUAAAAAUUACAGACCUCUACAUGCUUUGUAAGUAGGAAAACCUGCAAAAUCGGCAGUGUAUCAAAUACUUGUUCUCCCCACUGUACGUACAUACAUACAUACAUGCAUGCAUACAGCUCUGGAAAAAAUUAAGAGACCACUGCAAAUUUUUCUUAAAUUAGCAUCUCUACAUGUAUGACAGCCAUUCCAUUCCAGUGUCUGUUGAAUUCAAACACAGGCACACCUCAUUCUACUGAAUUAGGUACUGAUUAGGUGAUCACAUGAACCAAAUCUUAUUUAACGAGAAAGUAUAAAAAACCACUGCUGUGGUCAUCACUAUCCUCUUGCAAUAGGACCAGCUGGAUCGCAAAAACAGUGCUAAUAGUACCUCAAAAGUAAUAUUAAUCAAAAAAUAACUAUUGACCAUGUCAAAAGAGUUCAAAGGGAAAGUUUUGAGUGAGGAAAAGAAGGGUUCAAUUCUGGCUUUACUGGCAGAGGGAUACAGUGAGCGUCGGGUUGCUUCCAUCCUUAAAAUUUCAAAGACGGCGGUUCACAAGAACAAGGUCAAGCAGCAGACAUUGGGGACAACAAAGCUACAGACCGGCAGAGGGCGAAAACGACUCUACUGACCGGGAUGACCGCCAACUCAUUCGAAUGUCACUCAACAACCGUAGGAUGACAUCAAGUGACCUACAAAAAGAAUGGCAAACGGCAGCUGGGGUGAAGUGCACGGCGAGGACGGUUCGAAACAGGCUCCUAGGGGCAGGGCUGAAGUUGUGCAAAGCUAGAAAAAAGCCCUUCAUCAAUGAGAAGCAAAGAAGAGCCAGGCUGAGGUUUGCAAAAGACCAUAAGGAUUGGACCAUAGAGGACUGGAGUAAGGUCAUCUUCUCUGAUGAGUCAAAUUUUCAGCUUUGCCCAACACCUGGUCAUCUAAUGGUUAGACGGGGACCUAGAGAGGCCUACAAGCCACAGUGUCUCGCAUCCACUGUGAAAUUUGGUGGAGGAUCGGUGAUGAUCUGGGGGUGCUGGAUGGAUGGUCACAAGCCAUCAAACAAAACCGAUCUGCUUGAAUUUUUGCGCCAGGAGUGGCAUAAAGUCACCCAACAUCAAUGUGAAAGACUGGUGGAGAGCAUGCCAAGACGCAUGAAAGCUGUGAUUGAAAAUUAGGGUUAUUCCACCAAAUAUUGAUUUCUAAACUCUUCCUAAGUUAAAACAUUACUAUUGUGUUGUUUAAAAAUGAACAUGAACUUAUUUUCUUUGCAUUAUUCGAGGUCUGAAAACACUGCAUCUUUUUUGUUAUUUUGACCAGUUGUCAUUUUCUGCAAAUAAAUGCUCUAAAUUACAAUAUUUUUAUUUGGGAGAAAUGUUGUCAGUAGUUUAUAGAAUAAAACAAAAAUGUUAUUUUUACCCAAACACAUACCUAUAAAUGGGGCGGCAGGUAGCUUAGUGGUUAAGAGCGUUGUGCCAGUAAUCGAAAGGUCGCUGGUUCUAAUCCCCGAGCCGACUAGGUGAAAAAUCUGUUGAUGUGCCCUUGAGUAAGGCACUUAACCCUAAUUGCUCAUGUAAGUCGCUCUGGAUAAGAGCGUCAGCUAAAUGACUAAAAUGUAAAUGUAAAUAAAUAGUAAAACUAGAGAAACUGAUCAUUUUGCAGUGGUCUCUUAAUUUUUUCUGCAGCUGUGUGUAUAUAUAUGUACGUGUGUGUGUGUAUAUAUAUAUAUAUAUAUAUAUAUAUAUAUAUAUAUAUAUAUAUAUAUAUAUAUAUAGAUAGAUAGAUAGAUAGAUAGAUAGAUAGAUAGAUAGAUAGAUGAGUUUAAUUCGGGAGAUGGUAACUCCUUAAACAACUUAUUCCGUGGUGCCCCAAAUUCCUAAUGAGUUAAUUGUUACAUGAUUAAUUUAAUCGAGUGACAAUUAAACACAGUUAGCUGAUUCAAUAAAUAACAGUCAUACGUUAAAGUACGUCACGACAACACAUGAGAGGUGUGGGCUUGAUAUGACAAUGGAGCUAAUAUCUCAUAUUGAUCUUAAUGUGUCUUUUAUAAUAGUAACUUACCUACUGGUGUUGGAAGUAACACAUACUUAGCAUAUAGAUUAUAUACUGAACAAAAAUCUAAACGCAACAGUUUAAAAGAUUUUCUUGAGUUACAAGGAAAUCAGUCAAUUGAAAUAAGUUCAUUAGGCCCUAAUCUAUGGAUUUCACAUGACUGGGAAUACAGAUAUGCAUCUGUUGGUCACAGAUGCCUUCAAAAAAAUAAGUAGCGGCAUGGAUCAGAAAACCAGUCAGUAUCUGGUGUGACCACCAUUCGCCUCAUGCAGCGCGACACAUCUCCUUCGAAAGGAAAGGGGGAUACCUAGUUAGUUGUUACAACUGAAUGCAUUCAACUGAAAUGUGUCUUCCGCAUUUAAUCCAACCCCUCUGAAUCAGAGAGGUGUGAAGGGUUUCCUUAAUCGACAGCCACGUCUUCGGCGCGAGUUGCUCAGGUUGUUGAUUGUGGCCUGUGGAAUGUUGUCCCACUCCUCGUCAAUGGCUGUGCGAAGUUGCUGGAUAUUGGCGGGAACUGGAACACGCUGCCGUACACGUCAAUCCAGAGCAUCCCAAACAUACUCAAUGGGUGACAUGUCUGGUGAGUAUGCAGACCAUGGGAGUAUGCAGAACAUUUUCAGCUUCCAGGAAUUGUGUGCAGAUCCUUGCAACAUGGGGCUGUGCAUCAUCAUGCUGAAACAUGAGGAGAUGGCAGCGUAUGAAUGGCACGACAAUGGGCCUCAGUAUCCCGUCACGGUAUCUCUGUGCAUUCAAAUUGCCAUCGAUAAAAUGCAAUUGUGUUCGUUGUCCGUAGCUUCUGCCUGCCCAUAUCAUAACCCACUGCCACCAUGGGGCAAUCUAUUCACAACAUUGACAUCAGCAUACCGCUUGCCCACACAACGCCAUAAACAUGGUCUGCGUUUGUGAGCCCGGUUGGACGUACUGACAAAUUCUCAAACAACAUUGGUAGAGAAAUUAAUAUUCAAUUCUCUGGCAACAGCUCUGGUGGAUUUUCCUGCUGCCAGCAUGCCAAUUGCACACUUCCUCAACUUGGGACAUCUGUAGCGUUGUGUGACACAUCUGCACAUUUUAGAGUGGCCUUCUUUUGUCCCCAGCACAAGGUGCACCUGUGUAAUGAUCAUGCUGUUUAAUCAGCUUCUUAAUAUGCCACACCUGCCAGGUGGAUGGAUUAUAUUGGCAAAGGAGUAAUUACUAAUUUGUGCACAACAUUUAGAGAGAAAUAAGCUUUUUGUGCAUAUGGAAAACGUCUGGGAUCUUUUAUUUCAGCUCAUAAAACAUGGGACCAACACUUUACAUGUUCCGUUUACAUUUUUGAGGAAAUGAAGUUUCAUUUGAAAUGGGCACAAUAGCAUAAACAUCUUCCACUUGCAACAAUGUUACUUGGAGCAAAUGCAACAAUGUCUCUGAUGUUGGUAUCAAACUUGUACAAUGUAGCUCAUUGUAGGCAGGCAUUGUAAAUGUGAUGGGCGCUAUAUCAUUUACUUUAUAAUGGUACAUUUGCAAUAAUGUCGCUGCUAUACACCUUUAAUAUUAAUAACACCUAACAUAGUAUUAUAUUUACUACAGCACAUUCACUGGAAUGUUUAAUAAAGCAUAAUAAGCAUGAGUCUUUUAUAAAGGUUGAAAUGGCAAUGGUACAUUUAGCCUGUGAGGACAUGUCAUGACUUGCCUCAGAGCAGGGUUGGGGGAGGGGUUUCAGUCCUGGCCAUAUGAACUGGGGGAGCAGCAUAAUCUCUGUACAGAAUAUUUAAACCUGGACUCAUUCAUAAUCUGGAGAGUAUAUCAGGAGAGGAAUGAUGUUAAAAUGUGUUUAUUUGGAGGACGCUGGGCUGUCACAGCAGCCUUGAGUUUCAGUACAGUUGAUAAGAAUCAAGAGGACUCUGCUUUAUACAGAAGGUAAGAGAUUCCUCUUUUGUCCAAACUUCUUGUAAUGGUCAAAUGUCCUUCUCAUGUCACUAAUUAGAUCUGAACUAAUCAUGUGCUUUGAAAUAACUACAUUUUCUACUGUCCAAUACUUCAAAGGGGACAUGGAAAGGUUCAGGGCAGAGUCAAACAAGAACAAUGGGGAUCAGAUUUACUUUAUGAAUUUUGGACAUGUAUACAUCCUAAUUUUGACUCAUUUUGUGAGUUAAAUCAAACUAUCAAAAAAUAGAAGUGAUAGGUUCGGGUACAGUGACCAAAUUAAUAUGGUGAAGUUUGUAUUUCGUUGCCAUAAUAUCUAUCACACCGGUACUAGAACAAUGCUGACAGUCUUUGUUUAAUCUAAGUAUGGUUUUUGAUUUUAACAAACCCCUUCUCGCUCUUCUUCUCCAGUAUUCUCCAGACCUGAACAAGUUGUUCUGCCAGUUGGCAAAGACUUGUCCAGUUCAGAUUGUGGUGGACCACCCCCCUCCUCCGGGGGCAGUGGUACGAGCCCUGGCCGUCUAUAAGAAGUUGAGCGACGUGGCUGACGUGGUGAGACGCUGUCCUCACCACCAGAGCACCAGCGAGAACAAUGAAGGUACACAACACAGCGGGAAGGCUACUCUUACCCAAACUACAACGUGUUAGAAAGAUCUAGAAUGUUCUACUGUGUGCUCUUAGAUGCAGUAUAGAGGGUCCACACUAUAAAAGGAGUUUGAGUUCUUUUAUACUCAUUCAUUCAAGAGGCAACAAGUGUAACGCAAAUGUUUCGGCUGGUAGGCUAUCCUCAGUGUCACUUAAUACUCAUAAGUGUUUUCUGUGCCUUAGGUCCUGCCCCACGAGGUCACCUGGUCAGAGUUGAGGGGAACCAGCGAGCAGAGUAUAUGGAGGAUGGUAACACUCUGAGACAGAGCGUGCUCGUCCCCUAUGAGCCGCCUCAGGUAGGUCCCAUACUCUACUGUUGUGUGUGUUAGGGCUGACCCCAUUUAGUCUACUGGACGAUUGUUUGGGCUAUAGGCUGUUGGUCAGAGAUUUCUUUAGUCGAGCAGUUGCAAAUGUGAUUUCUUUUUUCAUGGUGCACAAGACACCCGUCUGAUUUGCACCUGUCUCUGUGGACUAAUCCAUUGCGGAGGCCACAGGGAUGGCACAGUCCAUCACGCAGACAGGGGUGUCACUCAUUCAAUGGAGGGCCUAGUGUCUGCAGGUUUUUGGUUUUUCCUUUCAAUUAAGCCCUAGGCAACCAGGUGUGGGUAGUUCCUUACUAAUUAGUGACCCUAAUUCAUGAAUCAAGGGAGGAGCGAAAACCUGCAGACACUCGACCCUCUGUGGAAUGAGUUUGACACCUGUGCUCUAAGACAUGUGCUACUGAAAUUGUAAAUGAUUCUAUUAUUUAAGAAUAAUGGUGGUUCACUAAUAAAUAUAAUAUUAUUUUAUGACAAAUGCGCUUUCUACCGUGAUGGAUAGUGGUCGUUGUCUGCGGUUCUGGAACUUAAUCUUCAGUGCGCCGUUGAAUUAGUAGCCUACUGUUUCCAUGAGCACCAAGCCUCACGCAACCACAAAAUGUUGGAUAAACCAAUUUCACAAAUUCGGCUGUUUUGGAUCUUUGCUAUGCUGUAAUAAAGCCUUUACAAAUGUUUCGUUAGAACAGACUUUCUGGUACAUUUGGUGUUUACACUUUUCCAAACGGGCAGAAAAAUAAUAUUGUUAUCUAACAGCACCUGUUUGUCACACAUAAUAUGCACGCAGCUCUCGCUCUUAUUAUUAUUAUUAUUAUCAUCAUUAUAAUUAUAAGUAAUGUCAUUAUCAUUAGUAAGCUUCUUAUAGUAAUAGCUUUGUAUAACUACCAUCGGCUGAAGAGCACAUUUUAGUUUUAAAAUGAAAUAACAAAGUGAGCUUUGGAUAAUUAGCCUAAACAAUAAAUAAACUGCAAUUCACGAAUGCGUGCAACUGUUUUUAGUCUUUGCUGUAAUAAAGUGUAUAAUAUAUAUAUAUAUAUAUAUAUAUAUAUAUAUAUAUAUACACACACACACACUACCAGUCAAAAGUUUGGACACACCUACUCAUUCAAGGGUUUUUCUUUAUUUUUACUAUUUUUUACAUUGUAGAAUAAUAGUGAAGAAAUCAAAACUAUGAAAUAACACAUAUAGAAUCAUGUAGUAACUAAAAAGUGUUAAAUAAAUCAAAAUAUAUUUUAUAUUUGAGAUUCUUCAAAUAGCCACCCUUUGCCUUGAUGACAGCUUUGCACACUCUUGGCAUUCUCUCAACCAGCUUCAUGAGGUAGUCACCUGGAAUGCAUUUCAAUUAACAGGUGUUACUUCUUAAGUUAAUUUGUGGAAUUUCUUUCCUUAAUGCGUUUGAGCCAAUCAGUUGUGUUGUGACCAGGUAGGGGGGAUAUACAGAAGAUAGUCCCUGUUUGGUAAAAGACCAUAUUAUGGCAAGAACAGCUCAAAUAAGCAAAGAGAAAUGACAGUCCAUCAUUACUUUAAGACAUGAAGGUCAGUCAAUACGGAACAUUUCAAGAACUUUGAAAGUUUCUUCAAGUGCAGUCGCAAAAACCAUCAAGCGCUAUGAUGAAACUGGCUUUCAUGAGGACAGGAAUGGAAGACCCAGAGUUACCUCUGCUGUAGAGGAUAAGUUCAUUAGUUACCAGCCUCAGAAAAUGCAGCCCAAAUAAAUUAUUCACAGACACAUCUCAACAUCAACUGUUCAUAGGGGACUGUGAAUCAGGCCUUCAUGGUCGAAUUGCUGCAAAAAAACCACUUCUAAAGGACACCAAUAAUAAGAAGAGACCUGCUUGGGCCAAGAAACACGAGCAAUGGACAUUAGACUGGUGGAAGUUUGUCCUUUGGUCUGGAGUCCAAAUUUGAGAUAUUUGGUUCCUACCGACGUGUCUUUGUGAGACGCGAUGUGGGUGAAAGGAUGAUCUCUGCACAUGUAGUUAGGGCGGCAGGUAGCUUAGUGGGUAAGAGCGUUGUGCCAGUAACCGAAAGGUCGCUGGUUCUAAUCCCCGAGCCGACUAGGUGAAAAAUCUGUCUGUGCCCUUGAGCAAGGCACUUAACCCUAAUUGCUCCUGUAAGUCGCUCUGGAUAAGAGCGUCUGCUAAAUGACUAAAAAUGUAAAAAUGUAAAUGUAGUUCCCACCGUAAAGCAUUGAGGAGGAGGUGUUAUGGUGACACUGUCUGAUUUUAAUUAAAAUUCAAGGCACACUUAACCUGCAUGGCUACCACAGCAUUCUGCAGCGAAACGCCAUCCCGAUACUCAACUAGUCUCAAGAAGGCCAGUUUUAUUGCUUCUUUAAUCAGCACAACAGUUUUCAGCUGUGCCAACAUAAUUGCAAAAGGGUUUUCUAGUGAUCAAUUUGCCUUUUAAAAUGAUAAACUUAGAUUAGCAAACACAACGUGCCAUUGGAACAAAGGACUGAUGGUUGCUGAUAAUGGGCCUCUGUACGCCUAUGUAGAUAUUCCAUUAAAAAUCUGCCAUUUCCAGCUACAAUAGCCAUUUACAACAUUAACAAUAUCUACACUGUAUUUCUGAUCAAUUUGAUGUUAGCUUUUCUUUAGAAAACAAGGACAUUUCUAAGUGACCCCAAACUUUUGAACGGUAGUGUCUAAUUCGGGAGAUGGUAACUCGUUAAACAACUUCUUCCGUGGUGCCCCAAAUUCCUAAUGAGUUAAUUGUUACAUGAUUAAUUUAAUAGAGUGACAAUUAACACAGUUGAUUCGAUAAAUAACAGUCGCCGUAUUAAUAAAAAGUCAGGUUACGACAGCAUGAUGAUGCCGCCACCACCAUGCUUCACCGUAGGGAUGGUGCCAGGUUUCCUUCAGAUGUGACGCUUGGCAUUCAGUCCAAAGACUUAAAUCUGGGUUUCAUCAGACCAGACAAUCUUGUUUCUUAUGGUCCGAGAGUCCUUUAGGUGCCUUUUGGCAAACUCCAACCAGGCUGUCAUGUGCCUUUUUACUUAGGAGUGGCUUCCGUCUGGCCACUUUACCAUAAAAGCCUGAUUGGUGGAGUGCUGCAGAGAUGGUUGUCAUUCUGGAAGGUUUCUCCCAUCUCCACAGAGGAACUCUGGAGCUCUGUCAGAGUGACCAUUGUCAUUAUGUGGUGUUGUGUGUAGAUUGAGGAGGAAAAAUAUUUAUGUAAUCCAUUUUAGAAUAAGGCUGUAACGUAACAAAAUGUGGAAAAAGUAAAGGGGUCUGAAUACACUAUAUGUACAAAAGUAUGUGGACACCCCUUCAAAUUAGUGGAUUCUGCUAUUUCAGCCACACCCGUUGCUGACAGGUGUAUAACCUUCGAGCACACAUUCUAGUAGCCUAGUCAAAGUCCAGACCAAAUCACAAUUCAGAUGUUGUGGCAGGACUUGAAACGAGCAGUUCAUGCUUGCAAACCCACAUGUCGCUGAGUUAAAGCAGUUCUGCAUGGAAGAGUGCGCCAAAAUUCCUCCACAGCGACGUGAGAGACUGAUUAACAACUGUUAACCAAGUGUAUGGUUGGAGUCAUUGCAGCUAAAGGUGGCACAAUCAGUUAUUGAGUGUAAGGGGGCAAUUACUUUUUCACACAGGGGCAUUGGGUGUUGCGUAACUUUGUUUAUGAAAUAAGUAUUUAAUUGUUGUUAUUUGUUCACUCAGGUUCCCUUUAUCUAAUAUUAGGUUUUGGUUGAAGAUCUGAUAACAUUCAGUAUAAAACAUAUGCGAAAGUAGAGAAUCAGAAAGGGGGUAAAUACUUUUUCACAGCACUGUAUGUGUGUGUAUGAGAGCGAGUGUAUCCAUCUGUCACAGAUGUCUAUCUGGUUUCCCAGGUGGGAUCAGAGUGUACCACUGUGCUAUACAACUUCAUGUGCAACAGCUCCUGUAUGGGAGGGAUGAACCGCAGACCCAUCCUCACCAUCAUCACCCUGGAGACACAGGAGUGAGUAUCAUCUAAUAAUCCAUUUUCGACUGUUGCUCCAUUGACUGAUUUGUGAUCUCUGGCUCCCUCUACCUGCCCGUGUCUCUCCUCUGCAGGGUUUUGUCUCAGUUCCAUUUAAAUUCAGAGUCAUUGUUGCUUUUCUAAGAAUGACCAUUUUAAUUUCACUGAAUUAAAAUGGAAUUGACCCCAACCCUGGUCCUGGGUUGACCCCAACCAAUGUCAUGUCAUGGUAUGACAGUGAUGGGAACUUCCUCUCCCGUCCUGCAGGGGGCAACUCCUGGGCCGGCGCUCCUUUGAGGUGCGUGUGUGUGCCUGUCCUGGUCGAGACAGGAAGACAGAGGAGAUCAACCUGAAGAAGCAGCAGGAGACAAUCCUGGAGACCAAGACCAAGCCUGCCCAGGGAACCAAACGCUGUAAUAGAUCCUGGCAAUCUUAAAGCGGUGUCCAUGGGGUUGGGAGGUUGGGAAUAACAUAAGAUGGCAAAAAGAAAGAUGUCAGAUUCACAUUGGACAAUAAAGUUGAAUUCCUCUAUUCUGUGGCUGAUAAAGGUUGACAUUGACCUAUGACCCUGAGUGUGAGCAGUUCCUCAUCAUGUGUGUCAUGUUUGUGUUCUUCUCAGCUGUGAAGGAGGCCUCCCUGCCUGCCCCUCGGCCUGAAGUCAGUAAGAAGACCAAGUCCUCCUCCCCUGCUGUGAGUGACGAUGAGAUCUACACUCUUCAGGUAACUACUCAGAGGACAGACCAACAGCAAUUUAUUAUCAUGUCUCGUCCCCUUCAGAGAUGCCUAGUCACUAGUCUGCUGUUGGCUGUUUGUGUAACUGGGCUCGUCUGCCCCUCCAGAUCCGAGGGAAGGAGAAAUAUGAGAUGCUGAAGAAGCUCAAUGACUGUCUUGAACUGAGUGAGUUGGUGCCUGCUGCCGACGCUGACAAAUACCGUCAGAAACGGUGA
This is a messenger RNA of Coregonus sp. 'balchen', 16334 nucleotides long. The record is from the annotation of a GenBank genome assembly. Lineage: Eukaryota; Metazoa; Chordata; Actinopteri; Salmoniformes; Salmonidae.